AAAGAUAAGGAUUUAAAGCCCCACCUUUCAUUUCCCUCUCCUUACCAGUCAUGUAAACGCUCUAUCGUCAGCACAGAACAACCUCCAGGGGCCACUAAAGUUUUGGUUUUUGCCUGAUGCUAUUUCUAAAGUCUAAACUAACAUUUUGGCAGAAUUCUUUGGCUUUUGAAGCUCCAAAGGUGAAGUUGGCGAUGAAGGAGUUUUAGUAGAGUAGUAAAAUUCUGUGAUUCGAGUCAAGAUGCCUGUAGUUCCAUAUUCUAUAAGCAAUACUACCCUUAUUCCGGGAAGUGUCUUUAAAACAAGGAAGAAUAAUUGUUCGACAAGAUUUACUUUGUCAAGGAAAUUCACAACAGAGAAGCUAACCCCCCAAAGUUUUCUUUUACCUCUUUCGGCUUCUUUUAGAUUGUUUCCACCAUACAGCAGGGGAUGUUCUUUACAUCAUAAUAGAUCAAGCAUUCAUUUAUUGUCAGCCACAGGAACUGAUGUAGCAGUGGAGGAACCAGAUUCUCCAGUUGCAGAUGAAGAUUCUAGUGGAGUUUCUGAAGUUCCAUCCGAAGCAGAAAUCAGCGGAAAAUCAUCUGUUAAAUUCGAUGCCAGUCCAAGCUCUGCUCAACCAAAACGUUCAAGGCCAGUUAAAAAAAGUGAGAUGCCACCAGUGAAGAAUGAGGAGCUGGUUGUUGGUGCAACUUUUACAGGGAAAGUAAGAUCAAUCCAGCCAUUUGGUGCUUUCAUUGAUUUUGGAGCUUUCACAGACGGGCUAGUGCAUGUUUCCAGGUUGAGUGAUAGCUUUGUCAAGGACGUUGGAAGUGUUGUAUCUAUUGGGCAAGAGGUGAAGGUGCGGUUAGUUGAGGCAAACUUGGAGACUGGGCGGAUUUCUCUCACUAUGCGAGAAAGCGAUGAUGCUAGCAAGUUGCGGCAACAGGAGGAUGCACCUGCCUCUAGUGAUAAGGCUGGGCGUGGCAGAAGGAAUGCUUCAAAGCCCGGACAGAGAAAAGGUGAGGUGAAAAAAAUCUCAAAAUUUUUUAAGGGACAGGACCUAGAGGGCACAGUAAAGAAUAAGACCAGGGCUGGUGCUUUCAUAGCUCUUCCUGAGGGUGAGGAAGGAUUCCUGCCCAUAUCAGAGGAAAUUGAUGAAGGAUUUGGAAGUGCGAUGGGGGAGUCCUCACUGGAGACAGGUCAAGAAGUCAGUGUGAGAGUGUUGCGGAUCUCGAGAGGACAGGUAACCUUGACAAUGAAAAAAGAAGAAGAUGUCAAAAAGAUGGACCUACAGCUCAAGCGAGGAGUUGUCCACACUGCCACUAACCCUUUUGUGCUGGCUUUCCGCAAGAACAAGGAUAUUGCAGCAUUUUUGGAUGAGAGGGAGAAAGUAGAAGAGGUAACUUCGAAACCAGUAACAGCAAAGGUUUCAGAAGAAUUAGAAGCAACUGUUAGUGAAAGCAAAACCUUGUCUGACUCUAAAGUACAGGAUGAAUUGGUAAGCAGUGACGAUGCAGUCUCUUCUGCAGUGGAUGAAACAGUUGAAGAUGUUGAAGGUUCUUCUAAGGAUGCCAAAGUCGGGGCCAUUGUGCUAGAAGAUGCCCCAGCUGAUGCUGCAGACAGCAAAGAGGACCCAGAAACCACUAUUUCUGACUCAACUCAUGCAGUGGAUGAAACAGUUGAAGAUGGUGAGGCUUCUUCUACGGAUGCCGAAGUGGGGGCCAGUGGGCUGGAAGAUGCCUCAAUCAAUGCCGCAGACAGCAAAGAAGACCCGGAAACCACUAUUUCUGACUCAGCUGACAACAUUGAUGAUCAAGUCCAAACAAUAGAGAAAACAGAGGUAAGUUCAGAUGUUCUGGCUACUGAAGGAACUAUAUCUGCAGCGGAUUCAGUAAUCAAGGUGGCUGCUUCAGCAAAUGAGGUGGAAGCUGAUGGAAAAUUAGACUCAUCCGCAGAAACAGCUGAGCAAAUACUGUCUUCAGAAAGUUCCACAGAUACAGAGGCUACAGAGCAGCAAGCUGAUGAUGUUGUAGUAAAAGAUGAACUUCAGGUACAAACACCACCAGCGGAAAACGAAAUUCCGUCUGCUCCACCAUCUGGAGAUGAGGAGGUGGCAACUGAUCCUGAUAAAAAUGGCAGUAUUCCUAGCUCAGUUGUACAACCAGAUGAUAGUUCUUCCCAAGAAGCUAAAGAUGAAGUGAAAAGUGAUGGAGGUUCUGAUCUAUCUCAACAGUUAGCUGAUGAGCAAGCCCUAUCUCCAGAAAGUUCAACUAUUGAAGCUGUAAAAGGUUUGGCUGACAAUAACAAGGAUGAACUACAGACUCAAACACCGAACACUGAAAGUGAUGUUCUUUCUGCCUCAAAGAUUGAAGAUGAUAAGGUGGAAGCUGUCCCUAAGAAGAAUGACAGUGCUACUAAUUCAAAUGGACAAACUGCUGUUCCUUCCCCAAAUGAGAGUGUAACCAAAGCAACUAUAUCACCAGCUCUUGUAAAGCAGCUACGUGAAGAAACAGGAGCUGGAAUGAUGGAUUGUAAAAAAGCUCUGGCUGAGACAGGAGGGGACAUUGUUAAAGCUCAGGAGUUCCUAAGAAAGAAAGGCUUGGCAAGUGCAGAGAAGAAAGCCAGCAGAGCCACUGCUGAAGGAAGAAUAGGUUCAUAUAUCCAUGAUAGUAGGAUUGGUGUUUUGGUAGAAGUAAACUGUGAGACAGAUUUUGUCUCUCGGGGUGAAAUUUUCAAAGAGCUGGUUGAUGAUCUAGCCAUGCAAGUGGCUGCUUGCCCUCAAGUUAAGUAUCUUGUUACAGAAGAUGUUCCCAAGGAGAUUGUGGACAAGGAAAAAGAGAUUGAGAUGCAGAAGGAAGAUCUCUUGUCGAAGCCAGAGCAGAUCAGAUCAAAGAUUGUUGAGGGGCGGAUCAAAAAGAGGCUUGAGGAUUUGGCAUUACUGGAGCAGCCCUACAUUAAGAACGAUAAGGUUGUGGUGAAAGACUGGGUGAAGCAGACAAUUGCAACCAUUGGAGAAAAUAUAAAAGUUAAGAGGUUUGUGAGGUAUAAUCUUGGGGAGGGCUUGGAGAAGAAAAGUCAGGAUUUUGCUGCUGAAGUAGCUGCUCAAACAGCAGCAAAACCAGUGCAAAAAGAGCAGGCUCCUGCAGUGGAAGAAAUCAAGGAAACUGUUGAGAAGCCACCAUCAGUGACCAUAUCUGCUGCUUUGGUUAAACAACUACGGGAAGAAACUGGAGCAGGGAUGAUGGAUUGCAAGAAGGCUCUUUCCGAGACUGGAGGAGAUAUUGAGAAGGCUCAAGAGUACCUGAGAAAGAAGGGUCUCUCAUCUGCUGAUAAGAAAUCCAGCCGCCUUGCAGCUGAAGGCAGAAUCGGUUCUUACAUUCAUGACUCCCGAAUUGGAGUUCUAAUUGAAGUGAACUCUGAGACCGACUUUGUUGGUAGAAGUGAGAAUUUCAAGGAGUUAGUUGAUGAUCUAGCAAUGCAAGUUGUGGCCUGCCCACAGGUUCAAUUUGUAUCUGUUGAAGAUAUCCCAGAGAGCAUAGUGAAAAAGGAGAAAGAGCUUGAGAUGCAGAGAGAAGACCUUCAAUCAAAACCAGAGAAUAUCAGAGAGAAAAUUGUUGAGGGUAGGAUCUCAAAGAGGCUUGGUGAGCUUGCUCUUUUAGAGCAGCCUUUCAUUAAAAAUGACAGUAUUUUGGUGAAAGACCUUAUAAAGCAAACCGUUGCUACCAUUGGAGAGAACAUUAAAGUUCGAAGAUUUGUUCGGUUCACACUUGGGGAGACAGUUGACAAUGCAAACAUAGAGGCCGAAGCAUGAUAUUGAACAAAAAGUAAACCCCCAAAAAAAGAAAAAAAGAAAAAAAAAAAAAGGAAAAAAGGUUCCAUUAGGUCGGGUGGUUCUUGAUUCACGGAAGAGUACAGAACUUGGGUUAAACUAAUUUUUGGAUGAAAAGUAAUAUCUGAUACAUUUUUGUUGUGAUUUUAAGGAUGCUUUUUGUUUCUAUCUCCGGCGUUCACUAAUGUAAGGUUUGUAUCCCACCAGACCAACUUCUGGAAUCUCUCAUCUUCAGAGGGAGGAUAUCUUUCUUUUGUUUUAUUUGGUUUUUGAUGUAUCAAAGAUGGACGUACAUUUCUAUAGAUGCAUUUUUUGGGAA
This is a messenger RNA of Ziziphus jujuba (common jujube), 4124 nucleotides long. RefSeq names its product polyprotein of EF-Ts, chloroplastic. Lineage: Eukaryota; Viridiplantae; Streptophyta; Magnoliopsida; Rosales; Rhamnaceae. The record is from RefSeq and is a predicted model, not a curated record. The transcript is spliced from 5 exons. Bases 239 to 3787 code for a protein of 1182 amino acids. Gene Ontology annotation, cellular component: mitochondrial matrix. Gene Ontology annotation, biological process: mitochondrial translational elongation. Gene Ontology annotation, molecular function: protein binding; translation elongation factor activity.